This is a messenger RNA of Dioszegia hungarica, 606 nucleotides long. RefSeq lists its product as uncharacterized. NCBI's taxonomy places the organism in Eukaryota, Fungi, Basidiomycota, Tremellomycetes, Tremellales, Bulleribasidiaceae. The transcript has 6 exons. The coding region runs from base 1 to 606 and encodes 201 amino acids. Gene Ontology annotation, molecular function: protein phosphatase inhibitor activity. Gene Ontology annotation, cellular component: cytoplasm. The record is from RefSeq and is a predicted model, not a curated record.
AUGAAUCCCCACAAGCUGAACAAGGUCGAUAUCUCGUCCAUGAGCGAGGAAGACCAGAAAGCGUUCAAGCUGUAUGGCAAAGUUCCCGGCAAGAACGUGUUGACCAAGAUGCAGAAGGACCGCAAGUACUUUGACUCGGGAGACUACAUGAUGAACAAGGCGGGAGUCCAGUCUGCCCAGGCGCCCGGAACCGCUAUCCCCACUCCCGAGGGUCUUCCCCACGCAUUCUCACCCUCGAUCGGCUCACCCCCCCCUAUCGCUUCCAGCUCGCCACCAGGCUCCAUCCCCAUCCCGUCCAAUGUCACCCGCGAAUCCUUCAGUGCUCAACAGGGCCAGGGGCAGCAGGGCAACGACCGGCUCUCACCCUCUCAGGGCGUCGGAGUGGGGAUCAGCCCAGCAGCAACGAGCGAGGCAAUGGAAGUUCCGGGAGGAGGCGUGAAGCACGUCCGGAGAGGGAGUGAGAGCCACACUCGCGCGUCUCCACCGACCGUCCUGAGGGAGAACUCCAACCCGUCUAGCUCCUUCCCGAUCCACCACUCGGGCGUAUUCGGUUCGAGCCCCGUCAAGACGAGCAACUUGGGAAGGAUGGUAGAUGAGGAGAGUUAG